AGAAAGACAAAGUCCAUUUGGAUGGAAGUGGGAGCGGAGUGAAGGGCCAUUUUGACUCUAUGGUCCAAGGAAAUGACUGGUCUGAUGCGCGUGGCAGCCGGGGUGCCCAGGGUCUAAGGAUAACUCUGUGGCUAUGGUGGCCAUGAUUCUCACAGCGGACUACAGAUUUCUGCACUCUGAGCAAAGUCAGGUGCCACUGGAGUUGUUCUGAGACACUUUCCCUAAAGGAUGGCCAAGGGGCUCCUGACGACCUAUGUCCUCUGGGCUGUAGGGGGCCCUGCUGGGCUCCACCACUUGUACCUGGGCAGGGACAGCCAUGCGCUGCUCUGGAUGCUUACCCUGGGGGGGGGUGGGCUGGGCUGGCUCUGGGAGUUCUGGAAGCUCCCAAGCUUUGUAGCUCAGGCCAACAGAGCCCAAGGACAGAGGCAGAGUUCAGGAGGCGGGACACCCCCUGUGAGUCCCAUUCGUUUUGCCGCCCAGAUGAUAGUGGGCAUCUAUUUUGGCCUUGUGGCUCUCAUUAGCCUUUCCUUCAUGGCCAGCUUCUAUAUUGUGGGCCUCCCACUGGCAGUUGGCUUAGGAGUCUUGCUGGUGGCUGCUGUUGGCAACCAGACCUCAGACUUUAAGAACACUCUAGGGGCAGCAUUUCUCACUUCCCCUAUCUUCUAUGGCCGCCCCAUAGCUAUUCUGCCCAUCAGCUUGGUGGCCAGCAUCACAGCCCAGAAGCAUCGCCGCUACAAAGCUUCCAAUGUGUCAGAGACACUCAGUGUGCGGCUCUACCGCCUGGGCUUAGCUUACCUGGCGUUCACCGGCCCGCUGGCAUACAGCGCCCUCUGCAACACAGCCGCCACCCUCAGCUAUGUGGCAGAGACCCUGGACUCCUUCUUGAGUUGGUUCAGCUUCUUCCCCCUCCUUGGCCGCCUCAUGGAGUCUGUCCUCCUUCUGCCUUACCGUGCCUGGAGGCUGCUGGUGGGGGAUCGUGGCUUCAGCAGCAGCUACUUCCAGGAGUGGGAGAAGCUCUAUGAGUUUGUUCGCAGUUUUCAGGAUGAGAAGCGUCAGUUGGCUUACCAGGUUUUGGGUCUCUUAGAAGGGGCAACAAAUGAAGAAAUACAUCAGAGAUAUCGGGAGCUAGUGAAGAUCUGGCACCCUGACCACAACCCGCACCAGACAGAAGAGGCUCAGAGGCACUUCCUGGAGAUCCAGGCUGCGUAUGAAGCCCUGAGUCCACCCAGGAAACUCAGGGGAUUCUAGAGGGAACCAGCAUCUCGAGCAUCUGAAAGGAGCCUUACUGAAUUCCUGAGUUACUAGCCAAGUGUGGAAGAAACAGUCCAGGAUGCAGAGGAAGACUGGGACCAGGUGCAGGAUAUGAAAAAUUAUAUACUUUUACUCCAGCGUUCUUGUUCUUUCUUAUGUGUGGUUAUCUUUUAUACUUUUUUCCCUUUUUUUCUGGAAGUUAACUCUGAGCAGUAUAUAUAUUUAAAAAGUAGAAUUAUUUUGGCUACUAUUCUCUAUAAAGAAUAAUAAUCCUAUCUAAUAAAAGAGAAACAUGGUAAUUAGCGUAUGAC
Messenger RNA from Myotis myotis, 1562 nucleotides. RefSeq names its product DnaJ heat shock protein family (Hsp40) member C22 (gene DNAJC22). The record is from RefSeq and is a predicted model, not a curated record. Lineage: Eukaryota; Metazoa; Chordata; Mammalia; Chiroptera; Vespertilionidae. Gene Ontology annotation, cellular component: plasma membrane; early endosome. Gene Ontology annotation, biological process: endocytosis. The coding region runs from base 229 to 1248 and encodes 339 amino acids. The transcript is spliced from 4 exons.